Protomyces lactucae-debilis is the source of this 4671-nucleotide messenger RNA. RefSeq names its product putative death-receptor fusion protein-domain-containing protein. Bases 1 to 4671 code for a protein of 1556 amino acids. Gene Ontology annotation, biological process: tRNA methylation. Lineage: Eukaryota; Fungi; Ascomycota; Taphrinomycetes; Taphrinales; Protomycetaceae. The record is from RefSeq and is a predicted model, not a curated record. Gene Ontology annotation, cellular component: cytosol. The transcript has a single exon.
AUGGCGCUGAAGCAAUCGCUCGGCAAGGGUUCACAGGAAGAGCUGCUAGCUCUGCAAGAUGGCCAAUCGCUCUUAUCCUCCCUGCUUCGUCGUAUAAUGAAGUACACUGCUACGGAUGACUACCAUGUCAGUGUCCAAAUUGCGUUUAUGGACCUGCUGGCCACAUGGCUCUCCAAGGCAACGAAGCUAGCCAAACUGGACGAAACCUGUAAGCCCGAGCUUCGCCAGACGAUGAAAGACUUCUGGCGUCCUAUCUUUGACUUAUUCUUUCGUCGUACGACUAUCUCUUCAGCCACAGUGUCUGUUGGUAAAGACGUCUUGUUGAAGGCGCUGCAACUACAAUCAGCCCUCUAUGAGCUUGGAAGUGUACAGGAAAGGCUGGAAUACCUAGUACAAAGCAUCUUGGAAAUGAGUUCAUCAGACAAGGCCGUUUAUCUCGCUCUCGAGGUGAUUCAAAAGCAAGCAUCUUUGACAAUCAUCACCCAAUUGCAGCCCGGUUUUGUUGCUGAACGACUUCCUCAUAUGAACGACGAUACGCUAUCCACGUCUUUGGGUCGACUUAUUGGUCACAUUCUACGUUCGCAGCUGCCAAAUGCUGCAUCUGACGACACGCAGAUUGCUUGGGUCGCUAGUUGGCAACGUCCUCUUGUUGAGGCACUGCGCAACGAAGACGACCUCGUCGUACGCAAUAUCUAUCAGUACAUUUUACCUGCUGUAUUUCGUGGUCUUUUGCCGGCCUUCAAGCAUUUUUUGGUGCUACUCAAUGAGCCGGAUCAUCAAAAUCUGUCGAAUCAGCGUUUGAUGAUUGCUUCGCUUCGCAUGGCCAAAAAUGAGCAUCUCAUCCCUGAAGCUGAUGCUGCGACUUUGUCUCUGCUUGGUCUCGAGGAAAAGAUUAUUCAGAAGAAUAUCACUCAUGCGGACGUCUCACUCCGUGUUGCCACCCUUGGACUCGUGGUUGAGCACCCAAAGCCAACGACAUUUUAUACGAAUGAGACGCUCGACAUCUUGGAGAAGUACUUGCCAGGCUUCUUCCUAGAGACAGACUCGUUUUACCGGAAAGAGGUGUUGGACUCGUGGCGAAUGCUACUUGGUCGCUUGCAAGCCUCAUUGUACUAUACCAAAACAGCCAUCAGGAAAGCCAAGCUGAAGGACCAAGACUUGACACCAAUCAACAGCUACAUUCAGCGCUGCAAGGCCUUCACAACAUGGUUGCUCGAUCUGCUCAAACAUAAUCUUCGGCCCGGAGCCGGCUUCCAGCUCGUGACCGUCAGCUUGCAGGUGAUACAGAUUGCUAGCGGUCUCGGCUGGAGUCCUGCCGGUAUGCCUGCGAUUGUCAGCAAGUAUGCGGCGUUCAAGAAGAGCAUGACGCACAAUACUGAAACAACAAUGGCUUUGCCAUUCGAUGUGAAUCUCUUUGACCGCGAAAUGGUACGGCUCAUCAUUGACCGCCUUGGCGAUUCAUUCGACGAUAACCGGACAUUGGCAAUCGGUCUGCUUGAGUCGCUGCCCGAGCCUAUUGAAGGUUUAAGCAGCUUUGAAGAGGUUAACAAUCUGCUUCACAAUGCAAAAACCCUGUUACUCAGUACACGCGGGCGCGAUGGCGACGGAGGUGCGCGUGUCAUGCAAUUCGUCUUUCUCAAAUUUGUGCAGUCUCAGCAACCCGGAAAUGGCGUCCUGAGUACGACUCCAACUGCGUUUGUUGAGGAGAUUCUGCGAGGAAUUGACACGGAUGCGACACGCGCUCAAAAGGAUUUACUUUUGAUGGCACAGACAGCACCUCUGCAUGGGCGUUUGAUUGCUCUUGGCUACAUUGUUUCGCUUGUUCGGCUCGGGUCAAUGCACAGGACUGAACAACAAGCAUGGCUUGGUGUAUUCGACGAGCUUCUCAAGCUCUGCAAGACAGUAUGGUCUACAGUCAAAGAAGUCCUCUGCACAAAUUCUCCUGAGGGCUUUCUACCAAGCUCUGUUCAAGACCGGAUACAUGGCCCUUAUCGUGGCCCAGAAACACAAGUCAUCCUAUCAUUCUGCUGGCGUGCCCUCAAGGAAUGUAGCAAUCUUCUUCAGCGCGUCACUGCUGUCCAAUUCCAGCUUCAGGGCGCAAGUGUGCCCAUCAAAUACGUUGAGGCGACAGGGGAUCUUUUUCUUGCUUGGAUGUGUGAAAUCAGACAUCGUGGAGCGUUCACUGCAGCAGCGUCUGACUUUGUGUUUUUGUGCGAGCGCCUCGAACAAAGUUCAAUCGAUCAUUUGAGGAGCCUCCCAUCGAAAUGGCUCCAGACAAAUCUUGGUCACCUGAGCGCCUCAAUGCACAGCAAGGAUAUCACGAGACGCUCCGGCGGCUUGCCCAUGUCUAUCGUGUCCGCACUCGUCGCCGAAGCCUCAAGCAGCACGCGAACAGUGUUGUUCCAGCGCGCCGUUGAUGACUUAGUCACCCUUGCUUCAUCACCUGUCGAUCAUGCUAUUGAGAAAGACGACACGAUGGAGCUUCCGCAGGUGCAUGCCCUCAACACCUUGAAAUACAUCUUCAACGAAAGUAAGUUGAGCUCAAGAACAGUCAGCUGUAUCGAGCGCAUUUUCGUGGUAGCCAUGCAAGGUUUUAAUUCCACGAUUUGGGACAUCCGAAAUUGCUCGCUCAUGCUCUUCAAUGCUGUCUUGCAUCGCUCUUUCCGAUCUAAGAAGCCCCGCACAGAGUCACUCAUGCAGACAUUCACGACGGAGGCGUUUUUCCAAGCAUAUCCUGGACUUUUGUCGAUCGUGAAUGAGACACUGGCAGAUAGUGUCGAUAAGCUGCUACAAGCUGGCCAUGCGUCAGUCACAACAGCUUUGUAUCCAAUACUGACUUUGCUCUCGCAUCUUGAUGUAAGCGAGAGCUCUGACCGGUGGGACAACAUGAGUAAAACUAUGCAAUUAGUCGAUGCGUGCAGCACGAGCGAGAUUUGGCAGAUCCGAGCAAUUGCAGCAAAAGCCCUACCAACAUUCAUCGAGCGUAGUGAGGUGGCUGCCUUCGUGGUGUCCAGCCUCAACAAAGUCGACAUUGCCCAGCAGAAUCAUUUGCACGGCAAGCUUUUGCAGACUCAUGCAUUGUUUGCAUAUCACCUUGCACGCACGAGGGACCCAGGUUUUCUCAAUCAGCUGUAUGGCGAUGUGACGCGUGCACUCGUCUCUCACUUUGUCACACUCACUUCUGACAACAGGUCUGCCAUCACAAGGGCGCAUCUCUUGCAGAUUCACAUCGACUUCUUUACGCACAAUUCGCUUGUCGACAUUUCUCCUAUGAUUGUACGUCUGAAGCAGAUGGCUGUCGACUUUUCAUUCCGUUCUCUUUUCAAAAUUAAAAGUGAAUCUCGAACGCCUGUUUUGGGACAAGGGGUACUUGAUCGUGUCAUGACGCUUGUUGUCAUGCAAGCAUUGGCCGAGAAAGGUUUCAAGCAAUUUGGUGACAUGUCGUCUGGAACUAUCGUCAAGCGACUCUUUGAGCAUGAAUCUGACGAUGUUCGGCUCACAGCGUAUGCAGCGUUCCCUGGCACAUUCGCCGGAACAGCCAUGUUGCGCUCUCCAGUUGUUGCAGAAGCAUUGACUCUCCAGAGUGUCAAGGAGACAUGGUCCCAGACUGUAAUCACAGCUCGUACUUGCUUGGCUACGCUGCCUAUAUCGAGUAACGCUUCAGUGGACCACGAGUCAUCCCAUCUUGUCCAGCGGCAGUUCGAAAGAUUCUGUGGCGAUAUAGAGCGGUCAGGUAACGCAAGUCCGCUUGUUGAUGCUUCACUUGUUCUCGUUGGCAGGCUCAUCCAGAAGAUGCCCAAAACAGCAAUCGACGUUCAGCGCUAUCGAUGCAUGCUUGACAGGUUCAGCGAUGAGUAUAUGCCACUCGAGUCGCGACGUGCUGUUGUCAGAUCACUGGAAUCGUCGGGUCUCCUCAAGCUCUUCAUGAGCAAGCAAAAUUCACUCUUGCAGCACGAAUACGCUUCAGUGCUUCCUAUCGUCCUGGACAGUCUGUCCGACGAUGACGACGAGCUCAGAGAAGAGGCUGCUGCUUUGGUGAGUCAAUUAUUACCAGAAUCUUCUCCGAUGCGCCCAGAAGAAGCGCGUAGUUGUCUGCUACGGUAUUGCAUGGAGCUCCACAUGAAUUCGCCCACAAUACAUCACAUACUCGCUGUGUUCGCCACAGGACUUCCGCGCUCCUUACUCAGCGAGGCCAAGCCUGCAUCGUCGACCCUUGUGCGCAAGCUCAUUGAGCAGCAAGUAAACGCAGCGCUCGAGCCAUCUGAUUUGCUCUUCGCUGUCGAGCGACAGAAUCUGUGGCGCGACCCUGUCGAAGAUUGUCGAGUGGCCUUGCAAGCCCUGUCUACUGCUGGUAAGCUGGAUGCGAGUGCGGCACAAUUGCUCGCAAGGUUCUCCAAGUCUGGCUUGUCAGUUCUCGAUGCUUGCAUGACCAAAUGCGGUGUUGAUGGCGCGCUGGGCUGGUGUUCCGAUGCCGAUCUCUUCAGCUUGUUCAACAGGGUGCUGCAAUGUACAAGGUUCGCUUUGUCUAGCCUCAGCGUCGAGGAGGACCGCAAGAUGAUGAUUGAAGAGUGUUUGUACACUCUCAAUCACGGUGCAAGUGGGAAACGGUCACGGGUGGAACAGACACGACUUCACGAAAGCUUGGGAAAGAUUAUUGCGGAGUACGCAUAG